Messenger RNA from Salvia hispanica, 2080 nucleotides. NCBI's taxonomy places the organism in Eukaryota, Viridiplantae, Streptophyta, Magnoliopsida, Lamiales, Lamiaceae. The record is from RefSeq and is a predicted model, not a curated record.
AUGAGCAGAAGGGCUGCUGUAUCUGCAAUCGAUCUCGUUCAUGGAAGAGGAUUUCUCAAUCAUAAAUUGGGUAUUCUCUCUCCUCCGUUCUCUCUCUUCUCUUCCAUGGCUUUUCAACCUAAGCGGCGGCGCCCAAUAGAUUUCAGUAGUGUUAAAGAAUUAGAUGAUGCUAUUAAAUUGCUUGGAGAAAUGAAGAGUAUGCGGCCUGAGCCUUCUAUUCGAGUGUACAACAAUCUUAUGAGUGUCAGUGUAAAGAUUGAGCAGUAUUCAUUUGCCCUUAAGGUGUUUGAUGAAAUGCGUCAAAUGGGUUUCCCUGUUAAUUGUUACACUAUGAACAUUGCAAUUAACUGUUGCUGUCACUUGAAAGAUAUAAACUCUGGUUUUGCUAUAAUGGCCUUCUUUUUUAAGAGUGGUUACGAACCAGAUGCCGUGACAAUCAGCCCUCUCAUUAAAGGGUUGUUUUUAGAGGGUAAGGAGGCAGAAGCUGUGAACUUAUUCCAAAAGGUUCUGGAUUUAAAAGUUUGCGAGCCUAAUAGUGUUAUGAUUCUGCACUUGAUAGAUGGGCUAUGCAAAACUGGACAGGUCAUUGCAGCUUACGAUUGGGUUCGUAGAUUAGAAAGUUGUGGGCUGAGGCCCGACGUUUGGGCUUAUAGCGCAUUAAUUGAUGGGUUCUGCAAGGUGGGAAAUGUGGAUGGCGCUUUGCCACUUCUACUUGAGAUGACCAGCAAGGGUAUUUUACCCAAUGUGGUCACAUAUAAUGCACUUAUUGAUGGAUUUUGUUUGAAAGGUGAAGUAGAUAAAGCAAAACAGUUAUUAGAUUCCAUGGUAGAGAUGGACUUGAAACCUAAUAUUGUAAGUUAUAGCAGUUUAUUAAAUGGAUACUGUAAGAAGGGGCGUGUGGAUGAAGCUCGGCUUGUUUUUCAUGAAAUUUCCUGUAAAGGUUUGCUGCAUAAUGGGUUUACUUAUAAUACCAUGAUACACGGAUUAUUUAAUAGAAAGGUCGACGAUGCUCUCCAACUCUUCUCUAGCUUGGGUGAGAAGGGGAUUUCACCCAAUGUUGUGACAUAUAAUUCAAUAAUUGAGGGGUUAUGCAACCAUAGUAGAGGAAAAGAGGCAGAAGACAUGUUAAGGAAGAUGAUAUCGAAUAAAGUCUUCCCAGAUGUGGUUACUUGUAAUAUUUUUGUUGAUGCCCUUUGCCAAGAGGGAAGGAUGGAAGAGGCCGAGCAUAUGCUGGUCAAGAUGAGGGAAAUUGAUGUUCAACCCGACAUUGUAACAUACACUGGAUUGAUUAAUGGAUAUUGUUUACAGGGUGAAAUGGAUAAGGCUAGAAACAUUUUCCAACUAGCAAUGAAAUCCGGCAUCAAGCCUGAUGUUACAAGCUACACUAGUUUGAUGAAUGGGUACUGCAAAAUGGGACGUGUGGAUGAAGUUUGUCGUCUUUUUACUAUGAUUUCUGCCAAAGGGUUAGAGCGUGAUGUGGUUUCUUAUAGCAUAAUGCUGGAGGCUUUAUUUGGUGAUGGUCGAUGUGAAGAGGGCUUGAAGUUGUUCAAAGAGAUGGAAGCUCUACAAGUUAAUCCUACUACAACAACUUAUGGAAUCUUGUUACAUGGUUUGUGCAAUGCUCAUCGUAUUGAUGAAGCAUUAUCCAUGUUAUAUACCAUGGAAAACAAAGGUUGUUUUCCUAAUGUCGUGACAUAUACAAUUCUUAUUUCUGCCCUUUGUGAAGAAGGGCGGAUAGGAGAGGCUAAGGAUUUGAUGGUGCAAAUGGUGAACAAGCGGUGCUUGCUAGAUAGUGUGACUUACAAUAUUUAUGUUCAAGCUCCUCUCAAAAGGAGCAAGAUGGACGAUGUGAUUCUUGUCUUGAAAGAGAUGACUGCAAGAGGGGGAUGCACACUUGGCGCUACCACUUUUGAGAUGCUGAUUGAACCUCUACGAAGGGAAGGCAAAGAUAGUGUUUUAUUUGAUUUGGUUAAGAAACUAUUACCAAAGAAGUUAUAGUCUAAUCUAGUUAGACGAUGUGUUGUGAUAAAUGAGUUUAGGUAAUGAGUUUAAAUGCUUGAAUUGUAUUUUGAUGGUUGGA